UGGGCCCAGGCCAUUCCGUGGCGCUCCCAAGUGACUUGCACAACCCACUGCUCUACCAGUUGUAUCCUCCCUCGCCGCUUGACAGAGUUAUACAUAUGUAUGUAUUGGAACAAUUUGUUCAAAGUUUUCAUGGGGGUGUCGCGCGAUCUCAGAGAGUGUUCAAGCCCAGAGGUGUCCUGUCUCCUGUCUAGGCGAUACCACAUCCGCUGGAAAAACAAGCCCAGUUUCGGUCUCGAGUACGAAUCGAGUAGACAGUUGUCGGAUGGUUUUCAUAACCCGUUAUCCUCUGAUGGUGUGGGUUGGGUGGCUGCUGUUCGAGCAGGUGAAAAUUCUGCAUGUCGGCAGCCGCCCGCACCACUUUGGAUUCUUUCGGCUUCCUCUCCCCAAAAUGAGAGGUGCUUGACGAAAGCAAUUACCCAGCGUACUCGCUCGGGGUUUCCCAGAUUUGAUGCAUUUAGCAUCCUAAUGGUGUGACGGCCUGGUCACGUGGGUUGACUAUCACGUGUAGCGAUGUUGCUUGCUUUGUUGUUGAUAGCAGCAUUCCCUUCUUUCCCCCUUUUCUUCUUUCCUCAUGUUGAUAAUUCUCGUCGAUAGCUACCUAGGUACAACACAUGAGUUGAAGUUCCAUUAUCCUAGCUGAGCUCCGUGACAAAUGG
Molecule: messenger RNA, 656 nt
Organism: Aspergillus glaucus CBS 516.65
Lineage: Eukaryota; Fungi; Ascomycota; Eurotiomycetes; Eurotiales; Aspergillaceae
Exons: 2
Coding region: 100-474 (124 amino acids)
Source: RefSeq, a predicted model, not a curated record